Messenger RNA from Penicillium cosmopolitanum, 453 nucleotides. RefSeq names its product putative histone h1.3. Lineage: Eukaryota; Fungi; Ascomycota; Eurotiomycetes; Eurotiales; Aspergillaceae. Bases 1 to 453 code for a protein of 150 amino acids. The record is from RefSeq and is a predicted model, not a curated record. The transcript has 2 exons.
AUGAGCUCUCCCAACAAGCGAUCGAAAGGCACACCGGCCCCGGGCCUGGGACUCGACAUCUCCGAUGCAGAGAUAAAGAUUUUGAUCUUCGGUCUCGCAUGUAGUACUCCUGGCAAGGUUGAUUUCGACCUCCUCGCCAAACGAGGCGGAUACACCAAGGCAUCGGCCAAGGUCCUUUUCGGGAAGGCGAAGCGCAAACUCGCCACACUAUUUCCAGAAGAAAAUGUCACCGAUACCCAGGACGACUCCAGUACCGCCAACCCUCAAGCGGUUGAGAAUUCGGGUGCCGCUCACCUCCAAGGCGCGCAGUCUGCGGCAGAUACAGUGGUCAAGGAGGAGGAUACUGACCUUCUGUCUGAAUAUUUGAUGUCUCCCAUGUCCACGGGUCUGAAACGGAAGCACUCACUCAGUGAAGAGGAAGAUAUCGAGGAAGCUAUUUCCUUUGACAUUUAG